Lasiosphaeria miniovina is the source of this 1366-nucleotide messenger RNA. RefSeq lists its product as uncharacterized. Lineage: Eukaryota; Fungi; Ascomycota; Sordariomycetes; Sordariales; Lasiosphaeriaceae. The record is from RefSeq and is a predicted model, not a curated record. Bases 489 to 1259 code for a protein of 256 amino acids. The transcript has a single exon.
GUGGCGUUGACUGACCCUUAAGCCCUCAGCUCUCCUGGGACGACCGCUGGAGGUGGUGAGGGGCGGCAAAUGGCGGUCUGGGAGACAACAAUGUAUGUACGCGUAAGGAUUGUUGGCUCAAUGGUAUCACGAGACGUGCUAGAGUUCGAGGGAGGUAAUGCAAGAAUCCGCAUCCGUAACCUAGCAAUAUAUUGAGUCAGCUUCUGACUGGGGAGUUUGCACCGACAAGCAAUCUGGCAGGACAGGCGCUAGCCGAGGCCAAAGGAAACAAGGAAACGCUGCAGCAACAGAGCCCCCAACCAGUUUCAAGGUGGAUUUGGCUCCCGGCAGCGUGUGCGUGUGCGUGUGCGUGUGUGUGGUGCAUGGCGAUGCAGGCGUGAUCGUCUUCUACGCCUUCGGACAUGUCGGAAUACUUGGCUUUGAGCAGCUGAAGAGGCUGACAUGGGAAUUUGCACCGUGCAGGUCAGCCUCUCAAUGCAAUACAUCCCAUGGAUUUAUUCUGGACUAUUGAAUCCGUUAGUCGUCGCAGGGCAGAUAGCAGUGCCAGGAGGCCAAAAAGUAAUUACGGAGCUUUCGCAAUGGUGCAUCUGAGAAAGACGACCAUCUGGGUGGACAAGGCGGUUUCCCAAGCCGGGGCCGGCAGCAGCAGCAGCAGCAGCAGCAGCACACACCAACAGCGAGGACCGUGUGAGCCGCGGGCCCGACACUCUGGAUCGGCCUUGGCCCUAAGCCGGGCUGAUCCCAAGCACGGCCAGCCACCGCACGUCCAGCAGUCUAGGCGAUGCUGUGGUUUCUCGCAAAGGAUCCGGGCACAUAACCAGAAACGCCUGCAGGCUGUAGGCUGGCAAUUACUCGUGAAUUCUAAAUUCCAGACAGUAGACCGAGUUGGCGCUUGUCUUAUUAGUUCGGGCCAUUCCAAUCUUACCCCAUGGGGAAUACAAUCUGGACAUUGUCGACAACCUGACGCAUCACCCUUGUGGCUAGUGGAGCUAACAGUCCGAGGAGCGGGAUCCGUUGGUAGUUUGCCCGUCGCGAGACGAUUACCUCUUCCGUCUUCCAUAAUCCAUCGGACGGGAUUCGACUGUCCGGCGCCUCGGGAUCUGAUUGACGUAAACUAUGGAACCGGGGGUGGUUGGGUUUUGUUACCAACUAGCCGUUUGCAAUUGUUGAGUUGUGUCCAACAACAACCGAUCUGGAUCAAGGCGGUUUUUGCUCCUCCGCUUCCGACUCGCUGUCCGGUCCGUGUGCGGCGUGCGUGACGCUGGCUUGCUUCCCUUGGAUUUUUUGGUGGCUCCCUCGAAACACCUUGUCUCACACGCCACACCCUUGGUGCUUCGCUUGAUUCGCUGAGAGACUUGUUUUGCGA